Molecule: messenger RNA, 672 nt
Organism: Alternaria metachromatica
Lineage: Eukaryota; Fungi; Ascomycota; Dothideomycetes; Pleosporales; Pleosporaceae
Exons: 2
Coding region: 1-672 (223 amino acids)
Source: RefSeq, a predicted model, not a curated record
AUGGAUAAUACGUACCGUACACGUCUACAGAUCCGAACAAAACUCCUCAAAGCAGAACGCUACGAAGUCCUCGCGUGCAACCCAGAAGCCGUCCCUGCAGUCCAAGAACUCUACGAAUGGCUCAUAGGAACAUACCUGCCCCAACGCUUCCCAAGCCUGUACCGCAUCACAGAAUCAGGCAAGCAUCUGCGGAAUCACGUCACAGAUACCCUCAUCCCACUACACAUGCCCAACGGGGAAGAAGCACUAGAGAUCCUAGGUGCGAACAUCGACACGGAAUUCCUUUUACUCACUCCUUCCCCUUCUACAUCUUCACCUACUAGUCCGACGAAAUACGUACUAACAGCCUUCGUAAACUGCUUUCCAAGCGGCUUCAACACGCGUUCAAAACUUGGUCAACUCCUCGCUGACAUCCACGCUCCCGUACCAGGUUACGCAGCAAAGCUAGAGAAGAGCAUGGAUCGUUUCUUUGCCAAUCUACCCGUGGGCAAGAUCGUUAAGCGGAGUAAUUGGAGCAUCAGUACGAAUGGGGAGCUGUUCUGCUUGCAGGGUCAUCAUAUGAGUGAAGAGGAGAUGCAAAGAAAGCAAGAGGUGGAGGAUGUAGAGGAUGUUGAUCUGAACAAGUCGGUAGUAAGGUACGUUUGGCUGGAUUUGUUAGCUGGAUUCGGCUAA